CCACAGAGAAGUAUAGUGUUUACAGUGUAUGUACGUUAUCUCAAAGAGAGGAAAGGUAAAUAAAAGAAGCAGAGCAAUAUGGGUUCCUCAACAAUGAUGAUAUUUUGGAUGAAAAUAUGUAUAUUUUUGUGUAUACACAUAGGUGAGACGACAGUAUCAGCGAGGUAUCGAUAUCCUGAUAAACCAGAUAUUAACUUUACAAUGGAGAAAAAUCAUACGUGUCCACAUGGGUGCUCCAUAUGUAGUGAUAUGAGAUACAUCUGCACGACCCUGUACGUUACCAGUGUGCCACAGACAUUCCCAGCUUCUAUCCAGUACCUACAACUCACUGAUAUACCAACUGUGCUGGAUAUUCAGAAUGACACAUUCAAACGAUAUACAAAUCUGAAGUAUUUGGAUAUCAGUGGCAAUAACAUCAAGUCAAUCCCAGAGGAGUCACUAGGAGGACUGGAAAAAUUGGAAUAUUUAAAGAUACGUCAAUCUGGGACUAUUAUAUAUAAUUAUUACACUAAAAUGUCCCGUUCAUUAAAAGACAUGGGCCAAAAGGCAUUUUGUGACUUGAAAACUCUCAAAUAUCUUGAGAUGAGAGGAAAUAAUCGAAUGGGCUUGAACAGAAUGAUAUAUAGCCUUAGAGCACUAACGGUCGCAUGUCCAAAUUGUUCGACGGACUACUUAGAUUUAUCAUACACGAACGAUGUUGGUUUUAAACAUGCACAGAUUCAAAGCUACAUGCUGAAAAGGUCAAAAAUGAUUUUCUUCAAAAGGUUGAACGUGAAGGUUUUGAAACUUGAUGGAAAUCACAUCAGCUCAAUAGAACAUGGCUUUGGUACUCUUUUAAGUUCGCUAGAGUAUGUCUCUCUGAGGGCCAAUUACCUCAGUAUAAGCUUUUGGCACGAUGGGAAUAUAUUCUAUGCCGCCAAUCUAUUACUAAUGUAUAACUUGAAAGUAAUGAAUAUUGGUGGCAAUGCGCAUCUGCCAAUGAAGGCUACCAACCCGAUACACAUACUGAGAACUAGAAACUGUCAAUCGCUUCCUAUAGGUAUUGAAGAAUUAUACAUUGACAAUUCAGUUCUUGCCAAAACAUUUCCAUUUUGGGACAGUGGUGUAUGUUUUUCUUUUCCAAACAACCUUAAAGUCAUCGAUUUUUCAGACUCAAUUAUUGGUGGACUUGGAGCUCCAGCGAUCGGAUUGACCAACAUCACAGAUGUGAACCUUCAGAACUCAAGAAUAGAAUUUACAGAUCCAGAAACAUUCAACUGCAGAAACUUGCCAAAACUUAAAACUCUCCUUCUGGGUAAUGUGGACAUGCGACCUAUUUACAGGAAACUAAAUGAAACUGUAUCAACAUUUCGAAAUUGUUCAAAAGUGACAUCUAUUGAUUUAGAAAACACAAAUAACGCAGAUCCACAAGUGAAUACAUUCACUGACAUGGAGAAUGUGCGAUAUAUAAACCUGAGUAACAAUGGCAUUGUUUCUUUGGAUAUCGAUUUACAUAAUAACCUGGCUCUGAAACUGUUGAACGCAUCGUCAAACCUUAUGAGUCAGCUUUCCAAAUCGAUGAUGUCACAAUUGGAUCGUAUUGCUAUGGCCAAACAGGAUCAAUCCAGACUUGUGGUAGACUUGAAUUUCAAUCCUUUGCUUUGUGGGUGCAGUCAAUUAGAGUUCAUAAAAUGGAUGAAAACAACCCAAGUGCAGUUCCAUGAGUAUAAAUCAUAUCGCUGCCUGAGAGACUCCAAAUAUCACCUCCUACACAAGCUAAACAUUGAUGAAACAACAUUCAUUUGUAAGAGGCCUGUUAUAGUGUCUAUUUCGACGUCAAUAGGUGUCAUGAUCGUGCUGGUCACUAUGUGCUGUUUAAUCUACACUAAACGACAUCGUCUGGAGUAUCUAUGUCUACUAAGUAGACAGAUGACAAGGAGAAUCAUACACACCAAGAAACAAUCGGAUGACUACAGGUUAUUCAACUAUCACGGCUUCUUGUCAUAUAGCAGCAAUGAUGAUAUUUCAAUCAUUGUUCAAAUACAGGAAAAAAUGGAGAACGAAUUUGGUCUCUCUCUUGUUAUUCAUCAGCGUGACUUUAUCCCUGGUGAACUCAUUAAUACAAACAUCAUACACUUCAUUGAAGCUAGCCGCAAAGUGAUCAUACUAAUGUCGAACAAUUACUUAGAAAGCAGAUGGAGUAAUUUUGAGUUUGAGCUGUCGAAGAAUAAACGUUUGGAUGCCACCUAUGACACCAUGGUAAUGAUCCUAUUGCACGAUUUGAAGGAUCUAAACAAGGAUAAAAUAUCUUCCAGUUUGAAGAGCUACCUUGGUCAGAAGACGUAUCUUCAAUGGCCGAAAGAUUCUUCCCAGAACCCAGCAUUCUGGUUGAGGCUAAAAGAGGCUCUAGAUUUUGGCGAAGUACAAAAUGACACUCCUGUCGGUGGUGCAAAUCAUGUUGAUUCUCCACAAGGCCAAGUGAUUGAGAAUCGGGUUGAGAGAAAUCCUGCGACAGAGAUAGCCCAAUUUGAUGAUACUGUUGACGAUGACAUGCAACCAUUGCUACAGUUAUAAUCAUGGAAGACGACAAUUUUGAAAUAUUGACAAACAUGCUAUUAUAUUAUAAAAUGUACCUAACAACAAUAGACAUUAUCGGAGGGAAAUGUCUGUUCAAUAUUCAAUAAUUUCAGAACGGUGUAUUGUGUGUAGUCUGAAGGUCAUCUUUACAUUCCUGCAAAAAUCAUCUGAUUAUGCUAUAGUGAAAUAUCUUUUAAUUUAGCGGUGUGAAAUACAUUAUGGUAUUUUUGAUCACAUUAAUCAGUCUGAAUACUAGUACUAGGAUUCCUAUACUUAGUAAAUGUAAAUAGUCUACAUAAGUAUAGCAAAUAUCACAUAAUGUAUAAGCAUAUAACAAAUUGCUAAACAGUGCUUCAACAUGGACAAACUAUACAACAAUGCUAGGAGUAACAAAUAACAUCAAAAAGAUUUGUUCCGAACUUAAUUUAUCUCAAUAAAUUUGAAACACUAGACUAUAUCAAACUGGCUUCAGCCAAAGCAAGACUUUCCAUCCACAUACAAAAUUAACAAAAAGGGAUACUAGACUACUUUACAAGAUUAAUUGCAACCAUUAUACCAGUAUAUCACUUUCAAAGUGAACCCACAACUGAAAUUUAAUUCAAGUGACGUGUCAACCUUACAUUAUCACAAUGUUCACUGAAAGCACAAUAAAGGAGUGGCAAAAGGGUAAAAUGAGGUAAAAAGCAAACAAAAAGACACUUUAACACACAGUUCCGAUGGGGGAGCUAAGGUUGCCAAACUUUUCGAGGGGAGUGUAGGUGUUUAAAACCAAACACAAGAACCUAAUUAAUAUUAUAAUUACGUUUUUUAAAGAUCUGGUGUAAAAUCGUCACACAAAUUACUGGAAUAUAUCGCCAUUUGUAGAAGUAGCAUUUGUCUUGUUCUCAUCUGACAUAAUAAACAAUUCCUUUGUAUAAAGUUCUUGGUAUUUUAUUCAUUAUUCAUUUAUGCAAAUCAUCAUAACAAAGAGUUGCAAUUUAUGAUACUAGUGUUAUUUGAUUUAACAUAGCAUUUCAAACACCAAACCUUUUAUUUUCAAAAUUCAACCGGAAUAAAUAAAACAAUCAUCUUCCAUGAAGUCCUUGAGACCCGCUAAAUACCUCUCCUCCUCAAGGAGAAAUAGAUAUGUGUGAACUGGGGUAAAGACUUGAAGCAAGACUAAUAAAACAUAAUUCCACAGCUUGAGCUAUCUAAAUGUAUUUCAAUUUAGAGGCUAUCACAACUUAUUACCCAUAUAACCCUUCUUCUUGAGUUAAAGUUAAUUAUGUGCAUAUUUGCUAUUUCAUUGAUAAAAGAAAUAUCAUCCUACAUCAACCAAACAUUCUUUUUAACUCAUAUAUUGCCAAAUUGCUGGAGUGAUUCUUUUAAAAUAAAUAAAGCUUCUUUAUACCUAAGAGGAAUAUAUCCUCUCCUUUUAAGAUUUCAGAAAAUCUUCAAUAAUUAUCAAUAAUUAUUAUAGUCUUGUCUGGUUUCAGAUAGUCCAACAAAUAGUUAAUGUCCUAAAUAUAAUGCCAAUAUGGCAGUAAAUCCCAGUGGUUCCCAAAGUAUUUUACAUCAGUUUCAGGCCUUAGAUUUUGGAUCAAUGAUCUGCAAAUACACAGGAUUAAUAGUACAAUACACAAGAUUUAGCCCGAUUUCUUUCCUACAAGAGAAAUUCAAAACUAUACAUCAACUUUUUGUCAUUUUCAGUAAUGCUCUGAAAUGAUGAACAAUACUAAGUACUAGU
Messenger RNA from Owenia fusiformis, 4282 nucleotides. The record is from the annotation of a GenBank genome assembly. Lineage: Eukaryota; Metazoa; Annelida; Polychaeta; Sabellida; Oweniidae.